This is a messenger RNA of Andrographis paniculata, 1004 nucleotides long. RefSeq lists its product as uncharacterized. The record is from RefSeq and is a predicted model, not a curated record. The transcript is spliced from 6 exons. NCBI's taxonomy places the organism in Eukaryota, Viridiplantae, Streptophyta, Magnoliopsida, Lamiales, Acanthaceae. Bases 71 to 844 code for a protein of 257 amino acids.
GCAGUGAGCGAUUUGAUUCCUAAACCCCCACAUUUGUGAUAUUGCAUCGCAGCCGUUGUUCCCGAUCGAGAUGGACGGUGGAGAUGAAGCAGUAGCAGCAGGGGGCAAGUUGAGGAUUCUGUGCAUCCAUGGAUUCAGAACGAGUGGAAGCUUUCUCAAGAAGCAAAUCAACAAAUGGGAUCCUUCAAUUAUUUCACAUUUUCAUAUGGAUUUUCCCGAUGGGAUUUUUCCAGCCGGAGGAAAGUCCGAAAUCGAGGGCAUAUAUCCACCCCCAUAUUUCGAGUGGUUUCAAUACAACAAGGAAUUUACCGAGUACCAAAAUUUGCAAGAAUGCGUCGAUUACUUGUGCGAGUACAUUACAAGCAAUGGUCCUUUCGAUGGUUUGCUCGGCUUCUCGCAGGGAGCUAUUCUAUCGGCGCUUCUCCUAGGAUAUCAAGCACAGGGAAAAGUACUCAAGGAUCACCCGCCGAUGAAAUUGUUUAUAUCGAUGUCGGGUACCAAGUUUAGGGACCCGAGCAUAUGCGACGUUGCUUACAAAGACCCGAUCAAGGUUAAAUCGGUUCAUUUCAUCGGGGAAAAGGAUCGACUAAAAAUACCCUCCGAGGACCUCGCCACGGCUUUUGAGAAUCCUCUCAUUAUAAGACACUCUCGAGGUCACCAACUCCCAAAAUUAGAUGAAGAUGCCGUAAAGAAGCUAAGGGAGUGGACGGAGGAGAUAGUCCGAUCACAGCAAAGCAAGAACGCCGUUUCUGUACCAGUGGAGCAAAAAAAUGCUGCGAAUGGAGAUCAAACGAAGAACACUGAAAACGGCGUUUGCGCCAACAAAAUCGAAGCUGAAGCAUAGUUGAGGAGAGAGGUAGAGAACUAAUGAAUGUUUCAUGUAAUAAACCGAAGCCUUCGAUGUAUUUUUCUUUCGUGUGAAUAAAUGUAUGAAUUGAUGUUGAUUAGCCUUAAUCGGAGCAAAUUCGAAGCGUGUUCGUUUGGAAUAUGUACUCUUUGAGAUC